AUGGUGCUCAUCUUAUUGCUCUACGCGCUUCUUCUACCCAGAUUUUCUACUGACCACGUCAAGUUCUUUGGACGAUACGCAUGCAAUGUGGACUUUGAAAAUGAUUACUGUACUUCGGAUACCUACGUGGGAUUGGCUUUCUACUACGGCUUGCAAGAUGGUGGUGGUAUUCAUAAGAAUGGCACAUUUCUCAAUUCAAAUAUCAAAGUUGAGUAUUACGAUCCAACUGUACAAGGAAAGUUUCCGAAGGGAGAUCAAACAGGAAACUAUAUGUCGUGA
Molecule: messenger RNA, 279 nt
Organism: Caenorhabditis briggsae
Lineage: Eukaryota; Metazoa; Nematoda; Chromadorea; Rhabditida; Rhabditidae
Exons: 2
Coding region: 1-279 (92 amino acids)
Source: RefSeq, a predicted model, not a curated record